GAACUGACUUUGUCGAUUGCAAUAACUCGACUGCUGGACCCGACCGCAUACGAACGAUAUCAACCCACGUACACUACCUCAACAUGAAGUCCGUCGCCUCCCUUUCCGCCGCCGCGGCCCUGCUCGCUGGCUCCGCGGACGCUUUCUGGCGCAUGCCAUGUCACUCGCGCACUGCGCUCGCACGUCUUGACCCCAUUGUCGACAAGGGCGUCGCCUCCAGCCACGGUCACGUCAUCCACGGAGGAAGCAACUUCGGAAAGACCACCACCUACGACGACCUGAGGGAGUCUGACUGCACCUCGUGCGCGUUCAGCGAUGACAAGUCUGCCUACUGGACUCCGUCCCUGCACUUCGUCCACGCAAAUGGCGAGGUUGAGAUCGUGCCACAGAUCGGUGGUAUGCUUGCAUACUACAUGCUCAUCGGCGACAACAUCAAGGCAUUCCCCAAGGACUUCCAGAUGCUCGCUGGUGACAGCCGCCUGCGCAACUUCACUGGCCCCGUCCCCGACCCGCCAACCUCGGCAUGGGGCCCAGAGGACCUUACCCAAGAGUCACUUGGACAGAAGGCCCUCGGUUUCAACUGCAUGAACUACGCGAGGAAGCCUGAGGGCUCGCGCUACCGCCACUUCAUGCCCGACAAGGAGUUCUUGGACCAGAACUGCGCUGACGGCAUCCGCGCCGAACUGUUCUUCGCAUCGUGCUGGAACGGCAAGGACACCUCUUCCCCAGACCACAAGAGCCAUGUGGCUUACCCGUCCAACAUCGAUGGCGGAGUCUGCCCUGAGGGCUUCGAGACGCGCCUGCCGUCCCUGUUUUACGAGACCAUCUGGGCGACGAACAAGUUCAUUGGCAUAGACGGCCAAUUCUCCUGGUCCAACGGUGACCCCACUGGUUACGGAUACCACGGCGACUUCAUGAACGGAUGGAACGUAGACACACUGCAGGCUGCCGUCGACCAAUGCACCAGCCUCUCCGGCCGCGUCGAGGACUGCCCCGUCUUCUCUGGCAGCCUCCAGAGCGAGGCCAAGAUGGGCACUUGCGAGAUCCAGAAGAUGCCCGCCAUCCUUGAGGCCGACGACUGUGCCGGCCCCGCUAAGGGUCUUUGCGGAAACGUUCCUGUCCAGUACGGCCCAGGCUACGCCAACCCUCUCAACCCCGGUUCCCCAGACAAGCCAUCUGCUCCUCCCGUCAUCUCCAGCGCCCCCGUUCCAACUCAGAGCUACGCACCAGCUCGCUCUGAGGGCCCCGGUGGUGUGUCAGUCUACAACGUUGCGCCCUCUCCCUCACCAAAGCCAGCGCCCGCCCCCAAGCCUGAACCCGCUCCUGCUCCCAAGCCCGUCGAGCUCCCCAACAUCCCUGUUGUCGAGAAGCCCGCCCCUGCGCCUCCUGCCCCCAUCGUCACCCCCGCGCCCGCCAAGCCCGAAGUCAACGCCGCCAACCCCGGCAAGAUCAUCGGCACAUCCUCCUACACCUCCAACGGCAUCGAGUACGUCGUUGCGAUCGAGGAGGUCGAGGUCGUCGUCUACGUCACCGAAGACAACAACAAGAUGCGCAACAAGAGACACGCGCACGCCAAGGCGCACGCAAGGAGGCACGCUGAGCGUCGCAACUAAGGAACGGAAAUCCGACAUGCAUUUUUACGGUAGCUUUCAGAUUAGCAUCAUCUUUAUCAUCCCUGACAUCGUCCGUUUGGCGAAACGAUGAGAAUUGGAUAUAUAUAUGUUCGAACUCAGCAUUGUUUAUCGGCAUCGCUUAUAUAUGUAUGUGUGUGUUUUUCUCUACUUUGUGUGGGUACAUAGGGAAGGUUAGCGCAAGCAACUUUUGCGAACGACUGUUUGGAGUGUGUGUAUUUUCUUUGCGUUUCCCUUUUUUUUUUUCAAUCUUGUUCUGAAUACCAAAGUUACCAUUUUUU
Molecule: messenger RNA, 1912 nt
Organism: Parastagonospora nodorum SN15
Lineage: Eukaryota; Fungi; Ascomycota; Dothideomycetes; Pleosporales; Phaeosphaeriaceae
Exons: 4
Coding region: 84-1613 (509 amino acids)
Source: RefSeq, a predicted model, not a curated record